Messenger RNA from Chroicocephalus ridibundus (black-headed gull), 5285 nucleotides. RefSeq names its product vesicle-associated membrane protein 2-like. Gene Ontology annotation, cellular component: SNARE complex; plasma membrane. Gene Ontology annotation, molecular function: syntaxin-1 binding; SNAP receptor activity. Lineage: Eukaryota; Metazoa; Chordata; Aves; Charadriiformes; Laridae. Bases 265 to 609 code for a protein of 114 amino acids. The transcript is spliced from 5 exons. The record is from RefSeq and is a predicted model, not a curated record. Gene Ontology annotation, biological process: vesicle-mediated transport; vesicle fusion; SNARE complex assembly.
GCUCCGUUUGCGUUAGUCGCCCCGGGACUUUCUCCUGCCUGGCACGAGGGUGGGGAGGGGGUACCUCUGUGCCUUGCCUCUGCUUCCUACUCUGUGAUGUGAGGCACAGGCAUGCUCAGUAGCCGGUGCCUACCCCUCCUAUCUCAGCAACAGUGCCUACACUACUAGGAGACCGCUUGCAGCAGGAGCAGAGCCGGAAAGCCAUCUUAGCUGGAGAGGGAGGCAGCAGACCCUGGGCCGCUCGGCAGCCGCUCCCCCGCACACAUGUCUGCUCCAGCUCCUACCCAAGGUCCCACCAGUGCUGGGGCUGCAGGGCCACCUUCUACUAGCAAUGUGUCAAGCAACAAACGGCUGCAGCAGACACAAGCCCGGGUGGAUGAAGUGGUAGACAUCAUGAGAAUGAAUGUGGACAAGGUGCUAGAAAGAGACCAGAAGCUAUCAGAGCUUGACAACCGGGCAGAUGCAUUGCAAGCAGGUGCCUCACAGUUUGAAACCAGUGCAGCCAAACUGAAGAGAAAAUACUGGUGGAAAAAUUGCAAGAUGAUGAUCAUCCUUGGUGUAGUAUGUGCAGUCAUUCUCAUUAUAAUUAUAAUUUAUUUCUCCACUUGAAAAAGCGAAGAAGGAAGACUUGGCACAACUUUGUUCAUAUCAACCAAUGAUAUCAGUGUUCCUUUGUUGAACUCCGCUUUUUAAUUCCCGGUGUCUUGGGAUUUUUGCUUGUAAUAACCCAUAAGCAUUCAGUGUGGUGUGUUUUGGAAUCCUGUUGUUUCCACAAGAAACUGUACCAGCUAAAUACUGCCAAGUAGUUCCAUACACUGUCUUAUCACUGUGUCUUAAAAUGUGUACGCACUGACCUUCAGAAACUGUAGUAUAUGAAAAGCAUCCUAAACAUCUCAGAAUCAGAGAAUGCAGCUAUGGGGAAGCUCCUGCUUAAAGGGACACUGUCAGGUGGAUUGGACCCAAACCAAAGGUUGCAGCAAACAUGAUGUAACUUUUUGAGGUAGUAUCUGCUACUCCCAUUGAAGAGAGCAGUACCUACAAGUAUUCACGUAAGACAUCUUAUUUCAACUUAGCCAACCAAACACUGAUUUUUUUUUUGGAGAUUAUUUGUAGUAUCCAAGUCUAAAAACAUUGCCUGCAGAAAAUAAAUAGGACUGGAUUAUCGUCUUUUAUGGAUUUAAAUUUUUCCUUAUUGGGUGUUCUGUACAACCAGGAUGGCCUCAAUAUGAAAGCCAGAAAGAAAACUGUAUGACAGCCAAAAAAGCAUUAGCUAGCACAAUCUUGAAAAAAUCCAGUGAAAUGCAAAAAUACAAGCAUCAUAAAUGACAAGGUACAGACUCUUGCUAAAAACUCAAGGCACUGUUUGUGAGACUUCAUGGGACUCUCUUGAAUGUCAGUCCCCAAUACUUACGGCCCUAACUUAAAGCACAUGAAAAACUAUGGUGAUGUCUGUGGCUUCCCAGCACAACUGUAGGAAGCCACUUCUGCACCAUUUUGCAGAAAUGGUCCCCACUGUGAGGACCGUUCAAAAAUCAGGAAGAGAAAGGUAUGGGUAAAUAGAGGGAACAGCGGAGACAGGCUGAGGAAGGGAAGGGUGCCUCCAGCUUUCCUGGAGAAGAGGAAGGCAGAGAAACACUGUUCCAGUGGUGGUGUUAAUAGGCUUUUUAAAAAUUUAAUUUGUGUGUGUAUAGUUCAGAAACUAUAAUGUCUUCUUUGUAAAGUGCUCAGCUGAGAUAUUUUUCGUACUCAAUUAGUUUAAACUAAUAUUUCAUGUAAUUAAGAGAAAUUAUAUAUUGUGGUUUGGAAGAAAGUUCUUGUAUGCUGUUGUUGUAGGGUUUCUCACAAAUGUUGAAUUCCUUGUUUCAACUUUUUAAACACUGAAUAGUUUCAUCAUAGUUAACCAAACUAAAACUGAAUUAUCAAAUGUUGAGCCAGGAAAUUCUGAAAGGGUCUUUUUAGGAUAGCUCCUUCAGAGUAUCUAAGACAAAUUUGUAGAAUUAAAAGAAUAUUAUUUUUUUCCCACAAUUUAAUUAGAGCAUAGAAAUGGUGAUAAUAGUAGUGUAAAUAUUCCCACUGUGGAGCAUCUCUCUUGACGUGGUCUUAGAUUAAAAAACAGAGACCCAGACCAGUUUGUUGCAGUGGAUCUGUACACAAAUUGUGCUUAAGUAGAAUUUUGCAGAGAGAAUAUGCAAUGAUCAGUUGAAAGGUUACAGUUGCAUUUUUUUCCCUAUAUAUUUAUUACUUCAUAUUCACACGUACUGUUUCAUAUCCUUAAGUAGUAGGUGGCCACAGUCUUAAUGAAACUUAACUUUGAAAGUUACUAAUGUGCUACUGGACUUGCUGGUAUGCCCUGUUCACUUCAGCCCUUCAGCAGAGUGAGUACAUAAACAAUUCUAAAAUCCUCCUGGGCCAGACAGAAAAUGCUGCUGUCAUUAAGGGCCUGACUCCAUGAGGUGCUACAACUGAAUGCUAUGUAUAAUUGAGCCUUCACUGUAAAAGGAAUAAGCUGCCCAACUUCAGCACCAUUUUUAAACUACUAAGAUACUUGGCUAGCUGAUAUGAAAGAGUUACCUCCUGAGACCCUGCCACCCAUACCCAUCUUGAGAAUGGCUUGAUCCUCACAGGGUUUCUCUAUGAGAAUGCUGAAAGGACUCAAGAGAUAAAGAUGGCUUUCACUAGAGAUGGUACAAUCAGUAAGGUUAUAUACAGAUCCUUAAUUGUAGACAGUGCCUUCUCCUAUGAGAGUCUGAACUGACAGCUGAUACGGCUGCAAAUACUUCAAAGAGUGUGAAUCCUGUAGCUACAAGGAUGUAAAGUUUCCGAAUGAAACUGUAAUGAAACUCCUAUAAGGAUGCAAAGCUUACAUCCUCCUAGCUAAUGUAUCUCAAGCAAGUUAAUAACCAAAGUGGGAGCUUCAGGGGACAGUGGAGAAGAGAAACCGCUGGUUGUGGAAUGUGUACUCAUUCUCCCUCAAAACAGUAAUUAAUGAGACUGACUGCUAAAUGUUAGUGCAGAUUUGCAAGGAAGAGUUUAGUCAAGAAACCUAGCCUCUAGUGGGUUGUAAAAUGUUUGUGAAGAGACAGUUUCCUCCUGUGUGCUAAUGACAUAUGCUAAAUUAAUGUGUUUAACUCUUUUAAGCUGUUUCCAUGUAGUGUGCUUGUGAGUGUUCACCAUUUGCUAGUUGUGCUGUGCUGGUUGUUGCAAUCACGAAUAGAAGCCAUGUAACUUUUCUAAUUCAGCCCAGGAAGCAUGAAUAAGUAUGUCCUUCCCUGGUGUACAGAGCCAGCAUUGAACUGCUCCUGCAGAGGGUUAAUUCUUCUGCAAGGAGAAUAUGGUAAUAUAGGACUGUUCGGGGUCAUAGAUUGUGCAACACCAUCACGUAUACGUAGACUGGUACAGAGGACAAUCUAUAUAAACACAGUUGGAAAUCUUAUUUUCGUUGAAGCCAGGAUUGAUUGCUUUCCACUCGCUGCCUCUACAUUUAAAAUGUCCAUGCGUAGUCACAACUGCCUACUUUUAAAUUUCCCAUGAAAAGGUUAGCUCAUUCUUGUUUAGUCAGCAUUGAUUAGGAUUUCAAUUACUGAGUAGAAUUUCAACUACUACUCUUCAUCACUAACUACUGCCUAGGCUUUGGAUGGUAAAAAGGCACAAAAGGGCUUCCUUUUACUCGCUCCCCAGUGAACUCUCAGGGGACUGCAAGGCUGAUUGCUUUCUGACUGCCAUCUUGGGAAUGGAACUGAAGACUGAAUGGUCUUGGAUUCCAAUGGUCAAUGGAACUGAAAAUCCUGGAAGCAAGGAUUUUCAUAGCUUUAGCCAGAGUCAGACAUUGUUUGAGACCUGCAUAUUCUAUCCUUAUAAGAAGCGCUUACUCUUCCUCUGAUUUCUGGGCUACAGCUGUACAGCAAGGAUGCUAGCAUGAUAUGCCAUUCAGAAACAGCGUAGCUGAAACGGAUGAUUAGGAGCUGGUCUGUGCUUGUACCACAGCUGCUGUUUGGCUUGCCAGUGAGCGCACAUCAGCUUCUGAGGUUGGAGAAGUGUUAUUUGCAGCCAUUAUCCACAGGCUAGCAAGGUCCUGCUUGGGCAUUAGACCUUCUUCCUUCUAAUUUAGCUCACCUUGCAAUAAAAUGAAUGUGGCUUUAAACCUAAAAAAGGGUACAUAGAAUUUGCAGGAGCAAGUAGCGUGGAAGCCCAAACGGGGCACUUGACCUGUUUUCACUUGACAUUAUGUAACAGCCCAGUCAAUCCAACAUAGUCCAACAUAAUCCAAUAUUAUUAGAAGGAGGAGGGGAGAAUCUGAUAAAGAUUCUGAUGUAACCUAGGAUCUGUAGGACAAGAAGUGAUUUAGAAAUGUAGUCAGUUUGAUUUUUGAAGCUGGCACUUUAAUUCUAUUGAAACCUGCAUGAGGUUAGCCCCAGGAACAGUUCAGGCUUUUUCUUUUUAAAUAGUGAUCUGCAAUAAGUGACUUAAACACCCACAACGACAGAAGAACAGGAUGGUAUUAACUGUGCAAGGAAUUAAUUAGAGCCGCCACAAUCUGCUAUGUUUUUGUAUGGGUAGCAAGACCUUUCAAAAUUCCUCUGUGUCUCAUUUCUGUCCUCUACUCAUUUCUGCUCAUUUCUGGUCCUCUGACAGGACUUCACAUAACUUUAACUUUAUGAACAGCUGCGCUACUUCUUGUCUGAAUACAAUGAAUUUUAGCUUUUCAGAGCAAGUUCAUGAUUUGACAUCUACAUUAGAGCACACCUGUAAAACGGUGAUGUCUGCUACUCAUAAGUGCAUCUACCAUGGGAGAUUCAAACUUCAGGAACUUUUAGAAGCUCAGAUGUUACUCGGCUUUCUGGCAUGCUUUUACAGAGUGAGCUUUUCUCUAUUCCAUAGGAGGUGAUUGACCCAGUGGGAGUAUGUAUAAUUUAUUAUUUUUUUACGACAGCUCCUUGAUAGCACAUGUUGGUGCUAGACCUUCUCAAAGAAACUAGAGAGCACUUGGGUGUGAUCCAGGAUUUAGAUCUCAACCCUGCUUUUCCUGCCCUUUAAACAGGGAAGAGGACUGAAACAGUAGCCAUAAAAGGCACUGGGCUUGCUCCCAAUGUACACAGUGAGUAUUGGAGAAAGGCCUCAAAGAGACCAAAGUCGCUUUCAUCUGGAUUCAUGUCUUGAUCUGAACUUUAGACCCUUAACAGAGCAUAACCUUUGGGCCCCCUGUGUAGUCAGAAGAGUGAGAUGCUCUUCCAGCCAGUCAUUCCUCUCACCUGACUUAGGUCGCUCUUGCUAGAUGAGACAUGUUU